Schistocerca cancellata (South American locust) is the source of this 2793-nucleotide messenger RNA. RefSeq names its product solute carrier family 2, facilitated glucose transporter member 1-like. NCBI's taxonomy places the organism in Eukaryota, Metazoa, Arthropoda, Insecta, Orthoptera, Acrididae. Gene Ontology annotation, biological process: monosaccharide transmembrane transport. Bases 139 to 1737 code for a protein of 532 amino acids. Gene Ontology annotation, molecular function: hexose transmembrane transporter activity. Gene Ontology annotation, cellular component: membrane. The record is from RefSeq and is a predicted model, not a curated record. The transcript has 10 exons.
GAGCGGGGUCGCGGCGCGGGGCCCUAGCCGUGGCCAGUGCCUGCGCGAUCCUCUCUGCAGACGCGUCCGCCCGCGACUUCGCGUUCUUCCGCAGCCACACUGAUCCGACUCACCGAGUUUGACAGCGCAGGGGGCGGCAUGUCCCGCGAGGGCUCCCCGGACGAGGGCGAGGGCUACCACGCCGAGUCGCACCCCCUGCGGCCGCAGGCGGCGGCCAUGCUGCAGGUGCCGGGCCGGCUCUCCAUUUCGUCCAGCGUCAGCGACCUCGCGGCGCCCAUCUACGUCCGCCAGGACUCCACAGUGGUGCGCCGUCCGCAGCCGGGAUUCAACGCUCGCCUCGCAUUCGCCAUUGCAGCGGCAGCCCUAGGCUCCUCGUUCCAGCAUGGGUAUAACACUGGAGUCGUCAAUGCCCCACAGGAGCUCAUCGAGACAUGGAUCAAUGAGACAGAAGAGGCGCGGACGGGCCAGGUGGUGACUUCGACUAAGGUCACUAUGAUCUGGUCCAUUGCAGUCUCCAUCUUCUGUGUGGGUGGCAUGAUUGGUGGCGCAAUCACUGGCAUUGUUGCAGAUCGCUUUGGCCGCAAGGGUGGACUUCUGCUCAACAAUGCACUUGUCGUCGUUAGUGCCCUACUGCAAGGGUGCUCAAAGGCAGCAAGUUCAUAUGAAAUGAUCAUCAUUGGCCGGUUUCUAAUAGGAAUCAAUUCUGGACUAAAUGCUGGUCUCACACCAAUGUACCUGGCAGAGAUCUCUCCACAGCACCUCAGGGGUGCGGUUGGUACUGUUUACCAGUUGGUGAUCACAAUUUCAAUUUUAAUUUCUCAAAUACUUGGCCUGGAAUCUGUCCUGGGAACCAGUGACCUGUGGCCUCUGCUAUUAGCACUGACCAUUGUGCCUGGCCUCUUCCAGUUGGCAACACUGCCCAUGUGUCCAGAAAGUCCCAAGUAUUUGCUCAUCAAUAAGGGACAGGAGCUUGAAGCACAGAGAGCUCUUACUUGGUUGCGAGGUACAAUUGAGGUUCAUGAUGAGAUGGAAGAAAUGAGGAAUGAACAUGAAAAUCUGAAGAUGGUUCCGAAAGUGACUUUGACAGAGAUGUUUGUGAAUGCUAGCCUUCGUAUUCCACUUGUAAUUGCCAUGAUGGUGAUGAUUGCUCAGCAGCUUUCUGGUAUUAAUGCUGUGAUGUUCUUCUCAACACGCAUCUUCACCAUGGCACAGCUGAGCAAGGAAAAUGCCCAAUAUGCAACUCUGGGUAUGGGAUCUAUCAAUGUACUCAUGACAGUGGUGUCCUUGGUAGUGGUCGAAAGGGCCGGCCGCAAAACAUUACUUCUGAUAGGUUUCUCUGGAAUGUGUGUGGUGACCAUCCUCCUCACAAUCUGCAUUGUAUAUGUGAAACCAGGAGUAAUGUGGCUGUCUGUGAUAUCAAUCAUCCUGGUGAUUCUGUUUGUGGUAAUGUUUGCUGUUGGACCAGGAUCAAUUCCAUGGUUCUUGGUUUCUGAACUUUUCAAUCAGUCUGCGAGACCAACUGCUACAAGUCUUGCUGUUGCUAUCAACUGGACUGCCAACUUCAUUGUGGGCAUUGCUUUCUUACCCAUUCAGGAAGCAAUUGGAGGUUAUGUGUUCAUCAUAUUCGUCAUACUUCAAGCACUGUUUGUGCUAUUUAUUUAUUUCAAAGUACCUGAGACCAAGAACAAGACCUUGGAGGAGAUUACAGCAAUGUUUAGGCAAAUUUCAUACAACUGAGCAUCAUCUGCUGUGAACAAAAAUGAUCAUGAAGACACUAAGUUCCAGUGAUCCUGUGAACAUGAUGACAGUAGACUGUUAUUUAUGAAAUGUACCAUUUUGUGUUGAAAUUAAUAAGCAGUAGGAAUCAUGACAACAGCAAGCACAGAUGCUGCCAGUUUCUUUGUAAAAGACUGUUACCAAAUGUGAGGAGAAGGGCAACAGUAAAAGAUGAUAGAAAUGAUGGUACUGUUAUUACAAAUUCUCAGUUUGGGUAGAAUUUUGUUGUGAUACUAUAAAUGUAAAUCGCUGAGAGUAGAAAAGACUUUUCCAAGUGUAAUGACAGGAUGCACAGCUUUAUAGGAAACACAUUCACAACAUCGAAGCAUAAAUAAAAAGCAGCUCACAAAUGAGGCUUUAUUUUACUUUAUUUUCAGUCAAGACAUCUCACUGCUGUGUGCAAUAAGACAGAUCAUGUACAAAUAAUGUGGGAAAUGGUUUAUAUUGUGCACUCAUGACAAAGUUGGAUAGGAAUUUACUGCUCAAGUAAAUGCAAGUCAUUAAUAGGUAGGCUGAUAAAAUGUACAAUUACUUUAGAUUUUGUAGCUUUGACAAAAAUUCUCAGUCAAUACCAUUGUAAACCUUAGUUGUUAGUCAUCUACAUUCCUCUCCCCAGAAAUAAAUUGCUGUUUCAUUAGUAAAAACGUUUGGAAGCCUCUGCUUGAUAUAUAGUCAUUUUACCCCUCAUGACAUCAAGUAACCACAUUAUAGUAAUAUAUUUCCAUGAUGGAAAAAGAUGACACUUCAGCUGCAGGAUAGAAAUUUUGUCAGCCUAUCUACAGGAGCUAAGCAGUCACUUUGCUUAUAAGAGAGGAGUCACCAUAAAGCAAGUAUUGUCAAUAUCAUAGACUGAACGUAUUUAUACUCUCAGAGAAGAGUUAUGGAUCAAUGUUUCACAUCAUAAUACUCAUAUGUGUAAAGAAAUACUCAUUUCUAUGCAAGUUUCAUAGACAUUGUAAAACAUAAAAAAACUGUGUUGCAAUUACAUCACAAAACAGAGAAAAUUGUGUAGAUUUC